CGGUCGUUCCCCGCACGAAGAAAAACGCCGUUCCGCCACAGCCGUCGGUUCAGUAACGCCGUUGCCGCGAAACGCGUACCACCGUCUUCUGGUGUCGGUCCCGCCGAUUCCUCACGCCGGUUUCGCUGGCACACGUUUGGCGAUCAUUCGUAAAUAAUAUUCACACACGACAUUCAUAAUCCGUCUACGAUUUUGACUUGCCCUCAUCGUCAUAACUGUACCUACCCACCGCCGUAGUAAUAUUAUUUUAUCAUUAUUAUUAUUAUUAUUAUUAUUUUUUUUUUUUAUUUCAAAUUAUUAGAUGUCGAUAAUAAUUUACUAUUCACGUCCGACGCUGAUAGAGUGUCUACGAUUCGAAAUCAGAAGUUGCUGAAUGUCGAAUAUAUUCUUUUAAUUGAAAGAUUCUGCCAAUGCAUCGAACUAAGAGCAUCAGGAAAACGACAACGGCGACGACAAUAAUGUGACGGCGACCGUGUGUAUACGACUACUGCUAACGUGGUGACAACGAAGGUGGCGGCGACUGACGACGGGACACUAACCCGCCGGACACGACGCGCGCGCCGAGUCGACUAUAACUGAUGGACUUCCCGUUAGCCAUGCCUCUGACCACCGUCUGGCCAACGGGCGCCGCCGCCGGUGGGUACAACGGCACCGACAUGGGCCCGUACGGCAACGGCACCGGCGACAGGGACGCGCUGUACUGCGACGACACGUCCGGGCACGAGUCGUCGCUGUACCUGAUAUCCAAGAUCCUGUACGUGAUCGUGUGCGUGAUCGGUCUGGUGGGCAACACGCUGGUCAUAUACGUGGUGAUCCGGUUCUCCAAGAUGCAGACGGUGACCAACAUGUACAUCGUGAACCUGGCCAUCGCCGACGAGUGUUUCCUGAUCGGCAUACCGUUCCUGAUCGUCACCAUGUCCAUGGAGUUCUGGCCGUUCGGCAACGUCAUGUGCAAGGUGUACAUGACCACCACCAGCGUCAACCAGUUCACCAGCAGCAUAUUCCUGAUGAUCAUGAGCGCCGACCGGUACAUAGCCAUAUGCCAUCCGAUAUCGUCGUCCAAGGUGCGCACCGCGUACGUGUCCAAGAUCGUGUCGGUGACCGCGUGGACGUUCAGCAUCAUACUGAUGAUACCGGUCAUCAUGUACGCCAACACGAUGGACAAGGGCAACGUCAAGAGCUGCAACAUCAUAUGGCCGGAGAACGAGCUGUUCAGCGGGCAGACAGCGUUCACGCUCUACUCGUUCGUGCUCGGGUUCGCCAUUCCGCUCAUGCUCAUAUUCGUCUUCUACAUACUGGUCAUUAGGAAGCUGCAAACGGUGGGACCGGUGAACAAGUCGAAGGAGAAGAAGAAAUCGCACCGGAAGGUGACCAAGCUGGUGUUGACGGUGAUCACGGUGUACGUGCUGUGCUGGCUGCCGUACUGGAUCACGCAGGUGGCGCUGAUAUUCACGCCGCCCAAACAGUGCCAGUCCAAGAUCGUCAUCACGAUAUUCCUGUUGGCCGGGUGCCUGAGCUACAGCAACAGCGCCAUGAACCCGAUCCUGUACGCGUUCCUCAGCGACAACUUCAAGAAGAGCUUCCUGAAGGCGUGCACGUGCGCCGCGGGCAAGGACGUGAACGCGGGCCUGCACCAGGAGAACAGCACGUUCCCGCGCCGGAACCGCGGCGGCUCGGAGCGCGGCGGCGGCCGGACAGGACGGGCCACCACCAUACUGUGCCAGGCGGUCAGCGGCGGGACGGGCGGCGGCGGCGCGGGCGGUUGCUGCAAAGACGACGACGGCGGCUGUUGCGGCGAGACGGGACCGCUGGUCGGCCGCGCCGAACUGGUCAGCAAGGAGAACACGUCCACAGCGCUCACCAUGACGUCCCGGUCCACGUGCAACGAGAACAACGUGCAACCCACCCAGUUGUAACGGGUCCGCCUGCACGGUUGGGCCUGAAAUAUUAUUAUUAUUAUUAUUAUAUUAUUUUUUACUCGUAAA
Messenger RNA from Aphis gossypii (cotton aphid), 1985 nucleotides. Its product is annotated as somatostatin receptor type 5-like. The transcript has 4 exons. Gene Ontology annotation, molecular function: somatostatin receptor activity; peptide binding. Gene Ontology annotation, biological process: G protein-coupled receptor signaling pathway. The coding region runs from base 579 to 1916 and encodes 445 amino acids. Gene Ontology annotation, cellular component: neuron projection; membrane. The record is from RefSeq and is a predicted model, not a curated record. NCBI's taxonomy places the organism in Eukaryota, Metazoa, Arthropoda, Insecta, Hemiptera, Aphididae.